UGCUUUAUGUAACAUAAUCAUUUUCAAUUCUACUUUUCAUUUACGAUUGCAAAUUACGUUUGUUGAGCCUUGAGCGUUAUGCUUGGGUAUUCAAGUAUAUGUAGUGGCUGGAUAUUAAGAAAUGGACUCACUGAAGGAUUAAGAUCUCAUUUCUCUUCUUCCUUAUCUUAUUCUUCGCUCAUAGUUCUCAUUUCUCUUUUCUUUGAUUCUUUUUUUUUUCUGCUCUGCAAAUCAGUUGGUCUGGGUUUGUCUUGCAGGUGGAUAUAAGAGUGUAUCAUUGGGUGCUUUCAUUGACCUCUUGCUAUGGCUGAUUCAGAGAUUUUGGCUGUUGUGAAACCUUUGCAAUCCCAUUUCGAUGCUCAAACUAUGGCUUUCGAUGGUCAAACAGUUGUUAUGCAUCAAACACUGCAACAAUAUAUGGCCACUGUCGACUACAAACUCGAGGAUUUGCGCUCACAUGUGUAUACCUCGUCAAGUACCACAGCUGGUAUUUUGGUCCUGCCCCAUCUUCGCCAGCUAUUCCAGCAUCCUCCGAGGGCACUACCGAUUUAGAUCAUAUUCUCUGCUCCAUGCGAAUGGAAGUCCCUAAAUUUGACGUCACCGAUCCCAAUGGAUGGGCAUUUCGCAUUGACGAAUAUUUCGAUUUCCAUGGGACACAUGAUCCUAUUCGUUUACGGAUCGUUGCAUUCCAUUUGGAAGGUCAUGCUUCUGCUUGGUACCAAUGGAUGAAGGAAAACCGACUCUUAACUUCUUGGAAGGAUUUUAUUUAGAAAUUAAAGCUACGUUUUGGCACUUCUUUGUAUGAGGAUCACCAGGGGAAUUUGUCCAAACUUACUCAGCGAUCUACAGUUGCCGAGUUCCAAUCCGAAUUUGAAGAUCUCACGAACAAGGUUAUCGGUAUCUCCGAACACCUAUUUAUCUCUUUUUUCAUCACGGGGCUCAAACCUGAUAUUCGUCGCGAUUUGUUGCUUACUCGCCCCCCUACCUUGAUGGAUGCCUUUGCUCUGGCUCGAGCUUAUGAUGCACGUGGCGAUGACUCUAAAGUUGUUGCCCGUACUUGGAUCAAGUGGUCUCCCAAAUACUCUCAGUCGACCCCAACUACAUCAAACACGGUUUCUGCUACACCCACAACACUGACUAAUGUUCCUACCCCAUCUUCACUGAAUCCGCAAAAUCACAUACACCCCUCACCCUCAUCACCCUUGCUCCCUACUCCCUCUUUACCCAUACGCAGACUGACUCCAACUGAAUUACGGGAGAGGCGAGCUAAUAACCAAUGCUAUAAUUGUGAUCAACAAUGGAGUUCGUCUCAUCGAUGUCGUAGUAAGUAUUUGUUGCUGAUGGGUACUGAUGAUGGCGAUGAAGAUUCUGAGGACACUGUCGCAGAUUCGUCGGACGACACGAUCAUUGCUGGUGAUAUAUCAAGUCUCACAAGGGACAUGUUUUCUCAGUGGAUUUAUUUGUCUUACCUAUCGAGGGACCUGAUGUGGUCUUAGGCAUCCAAUGGCUACAACAACUUGUUCGUGUUUCUCAUGAUUAUGCUGCCUUAUCUAUGGAGUUUCAGUGGAAUGGUCAAAAUGUCAUUCUUCGUGGGGAUGUGUCCUUAACACCACGCAAACUUUCCUUCCAUCGAUUACAAGCCCUUAUUUUGCAUGAUGAGGUCCAUGGGCUCUUUGAACUACAUGCCCUCCAUGAUACUGAUUCCCAAGCUCCCAAUACAGAGGUCUGUUCUUUUCCCUCAGACUUACCUGCUCCCAUCACUGCCUUACUCCACAGCUAUACCACCUUGUUCCACCCCACAUCUAACCUUCCUCCUCGACGUACUAUUGACCAUAAAGUACAUCUUGACUCACACACCAAACCCGUCAAUGUUCGACCAUAUCGUUAUCCACACUUUCAGAAAUCUGAAAUGGAGUGGCUCAUUCGUGAGAUGUUAGACCAAGGCAUCAUUCGUCCUAGUCGUCCAUUUUCUUCGCCAGUCUUGUUAGUAAAAAAGAAAAAGAAAGAUUCCCUAUACCGACCAUUGACGAACUUUUAGACAAACUUGGUGGCGCUUCGGUGUUUAGUAAAUUGGAUUUACGAGCUAGCUAUCACCAAAUUUGUAUGCACGAGAAUGACAUUCAUAAAACGGCAUUUGGUACUCAUGAUGGCCACUUCGAAUUUUCGGUUAUGCCCUUUGGCUUGUCGAAUGCUCCUUCUACGCUUCAGGCGACCAUGAAUCAACUUUUUGCCCCUUAUUUGCGCAGGUUUGUCAUCGUGUUCUUUGAUGAUAUCUUGGUCUACAAUGCCAAUAUUUCGUAUCAUGUAUCUCAUUUGUAGCAAGUUCUUGAGAGUCUUCAAGUUCACAUAUUCUUUGUGAAACUAUCAAAAUGAUUUUUUCUGCCAAGAAACUAUUGAAUACUUGGGUCAUUUAGUCACACCACAGGGAGUCAAGGCGGAUCCUCAGAAGCUUGACUCUAUGAUUAAUUGGCCUCCGCCUAAAUCUCAAAAGCAACUCUUUGGAUAUUUGGGACUCACUGGCUACUAUCGUCGAUUUAUUCAGAGGUACGCCUCUACUGCUACACCUCUUACUGAUCUUCUGCGCAAGGAUUGUUUCACUUGGUCUUCUGCUACUACUACGACCUUCCAUGAUCUUAAACAGACUAUGCUUCAGGCCCCAAUCUUACGCUUGCCUAAUUUUUCCUUGGAUUUUAUUAUUGAAUUUGAUGCUUCUAAUGUGGGUAUAGGGGUUGUAUUAAUGCAGGCAGGACAUCCCAUUUCAUACUUUAGUAAAAAGUUUGGUCCACGUUUGAGGUCCUCCUCCACAUACAUCAAGGAUUUGUAUGCUAUUACCGAAGCAGUUCAAAAAUGGCGGCCAUACUUACUAGGUCAUUUUUUAUUAUUCACAAUGACCACCAAAGCAUUAGAGAGUUACUCCAGCAGGUUAUUCAAAUGCCUGAACAACAUCGUUAUGUCCGGAAGUUAUUGGGGUAUAAUUUUUGCAUUGAAUACAAACCAGGUUGUACAAAUCGAGCGUCCAUGAGGAACUCGACAUCACCAUUGUUUGCCAUUCAGCUUCAAGUUUCAACUUAGCCAGCCACCCUGUGAGUGACUUCAUUGCAGCUCUUCGCAAAGAGAACCAUAUGUUGAAGGACUUCCGCAAGCUUCAUCACCAAUUUUCACUUGGGCAAUUGGCUGCUACAUUUUCCCUUCACGAUGGGCUGCAAUUUUUCAAACACCAGUACUAUAUUAGUCCUCAUUCUACUCUCAAAACCUCUCUACUGCAGGAAUAUCAUGCCACUUCCUUGGUAGGCCAUGCCGGUGUUAAGCGGGCCUUGGUGAGAUUAUCUUCUACUUUUUAUUUGCCUUACAUGCGCAAAGAUGUGGAAAGUUUUGUAGCCUCUUGCUUGAUCUGCCAGGAAACUAAACACUCCACUCAAGCUUCUCGGGAUUACUUCAACCACUUCCAGUUCCCUCUUUAGUUUGGGAUGAGGUUACCAUGGAUUUCAUUACUUGUC
Molecule: messenger RNA, 3497 nt
Organism: Humulus lupulus (European hop)
Lineage: Eukaryota; Viridiplantae; Streptophyta; Magnoliopsida; Rosales; Cannabaceae
Exons: 2
Coding region: 990-1496 (168 amino acids)
Source: RefSeq, a predicted model, not a curated record